This is a messenger RNA of Pimephales promelas (fathead minnow), 3390 nucleotides long. RefSeq names its product HLF transcription factor, PAR bZIP family member a (gene hlfa). Gene Ontology annotation, molecular function: RNA polymerase II cis-regulatory region sequence-specific DNA binding; DNA-binding transcription factor activity, RNA polymerase II-specific. Gene Ontology annotation, biological process: regulation of transcription by RNA polymerase II. NCBI's taxonomy places the organism in Eukaryota, Metazoa, Chordata, Actinopteri, Cypriniformes, Leuciscidae. Gene Ontology annotation, cellular component: nucleus. The record is from RefSeq and is a predicted model, not a curated record.
GUCAGUGUUCGCACAUGGGAUAGCGAAUCAGUUGCGCUUUUGCGCUCCAGCCUGACGAACUCACGGACGCGCGAGACCAGCCGCCGCUCAUCGGUGCCGCGCACGGGCUGAGGACUCUAUUCCCGUACCCUACUGCAGAGUUUUUAUUUUUAUACAUCUUUUUUAUUAUUAUUAUUAUUUCAUUUCUCCAGGAAGAUUGUUCUUUCCUUUACGCCAUGGAGAAGAUGUCUCGACCUCUUUCUAUAAACCCAACUUUCCUACCUCCGACUCACGGCGUCUUGAAAUCCCUGCUGGAGAACCCCACUAAACUGCCCUUUCAUCACGAUGAAGGGUUCGGGAAAGAGAAGGAAAAGAAGCUGGAAGAGGAUGGAAACGGUCUAAACACCCCUCAGUCUGCCUUCCUGGGGCCGACGCUGUGGGACAAAACCCUGCCGUACGAUGGAGACAACUUCCAGCUGGAGUAUAUGGACUUAGAGGAGUUUCUGCUGGAGAACAAUAUUCCCGCCAACUCUCAGAGCGAGCAGAACCAGCCUUCCCAGCAGCCCCUGCCACCACAGCCUCCCUCCACCCCGCCGACCCCCUCAGUGGUGGACCUCAGCAACCGGGCCACUACCUCCGUUCACUCUGGGAUCGGGGGCCAGAACUGCCUCCAGAGUCCCAGCAGAGCAGUUCUCCCCUCGUCCCGGGACACGCCCAGUCCGAUAGAUCCCGACUCCAUCCAGGUCCCGAUCGGGUACGAGCCGGACCCCGCUGACCUGGCCCUCUCCAGCGUCCCGGGACAGGAGAUCUUCGACCCUCGCAAGCGCAAGUUCAGCGCAGAGGAGCUGAAGCCACAGCCCAUGAUCAAGAAGGCGCGCAAGGUCUUCAUUCCUGACGAUAUGAAGCAGGAUGACAAAUACUGGGCACGGCGUAGAAAGAACAACUUCGCGGCCAAGCGGUCCCGGGACGCUCGCCGGCUGAAGGAGAACCAGAUCGCGAUCCGCGCGGGAUUCCUGGAGAAGGAGAACCAGGCGCUCCGACAGGAGGUGGCCGACCUGAGGAAGGAACUCGGCCGCUGUAAGAACGUUCUGGCCAAAUACGAGGCGCGACACGGCCCUCUGUGAGCCCCUCCCACCCCCACUCAAGCCCCGCCCACAUCCACAAAGCCCCGCCCCCAGGAACUUCUGCGUGCCCCUUUCAGAGGCGCCAAAAUUCUCCUCUAAUUUUUCACGGUUCUCUUUUCUUUUCUCUCUCAAAUCGAUAUUUGAUUUCGUGUUUCGGUGUGUAUCUUUCCUCCUCGUAGAAUCUCACUUCUCUCUCUUUCCUUCGUCCAUUUAUUCCUUCACCAACGACGGAUCGUUUGUUUCGGGAAUGAUCCUACAUGGUUUCUCUGGAACGUUUCGAACACGGACUGAUAAAUGUUUCCCUCGCUUCUCGCCCUCCUGUCUGUCAAUCACCCGCUCGGCCCAUCCCCCCUUUUCCCAGAGGCUCCGCCCACUUCCUGUCGCUCAAGCUUAAUUCCGUGUAUAUUAUUGUAUUUUAGUUGAAUAGCUGUAACGCACCGACACCUUUUUGUUCUGUAAAAGUGUGUAACACUAGCUAGUGUCAGAACAUGAUGUUUGUUCUUUGUGUCCAACACCAGGGUCGUUUUUCUUUCCUUUUUUUGUUAAAUCUUUCCUUCAUUGUCCAUGGAGCAAUAAGCCUGAAUCUCUUCAGAGGGCAAAACACAUGAAAUGUAAGCUCUAAAAGUUUCUGCAAAGCCUGUUUCAUCAUGUACUUCUCAUAACUUUGCUGUAGUGCAGAAACUUUCCCUCCAAAAAUUUUCCCUCCAAAAAUGCUGAAUCCAUUAUUUGUCUCUCUCUCUCUAACUCCCUGCACUAAUGCGUGUUUCACAAUCUGAUCUGGUGCAAUGUUUCUACCUACACUAUAAUCUGCCUGAUAUAUUUAUGGACUUGUUUUUUUUCAAAACAUUUUCAGCUGUUAAUUACUACAAUUGUUAAAGCUGUUCUUAUUGUUAUGGCUGUAUAGUACUUUUCCCUUAUUGUUUUAUUGGAUAUUUCAGCAUGACUAUUGUUUCAGAGUUGCGGCUUCAAGCUAACUGUACAUGGGUCUUUUUUUUUUUUUUUAGAAGGGAUGUUUUAUUCUAUCCUUUUUUUAUCAUUUUUUUUUUUUUUACCCAGAGCAUGUUUUUGUUUUAAUUCAGUACAAGCAAAUAUUUGUAGCUUACAAAUUAUUGUAGUUUUGCGUAUCUGUCGGCUGAAUGAAUGUGUUUGAAGAGGCGUUCACUAAGCAGGACGGUGUUGUCUCAAAUACUGUGGUUAAAACCCAAUCAGUUUGUUUACUGCAGACCAAAAGAUACAGCACACAGAUUUAUUGAUAAAACAGAGUAUAUAUAUAUAAAUGAAAAUGAUUCAAUAAGUUGCUUUUUUUGUACAGUAUUUUUCCUAUAUAAUACUGUUGGAAUAUUUUCAAGGCACAACCAAUCCAGAGUAGUACAAGAGAAAUAUAUAAUAGCGUAUAUCUACCUACCUAUCUAUCUAUUAUUCAGAGAUAAUUAAAAGAGAGUUUUGAUAUAUUAUGAUAUAACAGGGAGGAAAAAAGCGAAAGCCGCGAUUAUGUCCUCGAAUCUGGGCAUUAAAAACCUUCUGCACCCUCGUUUUUUUCAGAUAGCCUUUAGUAUUCUGUCUCAGGGAACGCUAGCAGCCGGACCUCACACCAGAACUCGCAGCAACAUAAAGAUUAUAUAUAUGUAUAUUGUAGUGGUUUGUUUCCCAUAGGAAGAAGCUGCAAUUCCUCAGUUUAACUGUAAUGGACUUUCAUUACACACAGCAUCUGCAGCAUUGCUAUUGGUUCUUUGAAUGGAAGUCUAAAGGCUACGCUUUCUAGUCUAUACAAAUGAGUCUUUUACAAAGCAGAGUGUUGAUAUUGAAUGUUUAGUGCGGCAGCUUUUGCUUGGGUUGAAUGUUAUAAAAGUCUUGUCAAUGGAGUCACUGGGUACGUUCGGACUAUAUGUGAAAAGGAGUGUACCAGGUUUUUGUAAGGCGCGUGUCCUGUAGAAGUUUUUCUGGUGUGAGAUCAGUCUAGAUGACGUGGGGUUUAAACCCGGGACGGCUGAUCUCAGGUCAGGUUUGAUUGCUGUUCCUGCUGGUGACUUCAUUGUCGACAGUUAAAGUCCCCGUCUGCCCCAGUUUAGGCCGAAAUUCAGAUGUGCAUAAUAUAGUUGAGGAUCGAUUGAGGGCAGAAAUGGCACUUUCUUUGUUUCUUUUAAUUUCCCUUUAUUUUUAAUGUCUGUUUGUUUCUUUUGUGUGUGUGUGUGUGGUAUAAAUGCAGAUGUGAGACACACGUGUAUAAAGCCCUGUGUAGACUGUGUCCAAAUGUACAAAACUUAAAUAAAUCCAGGAUUAAGCCAAA